Molecule: messenger RNA, 381 nt
Organism: Penicillium angulare
Lineage: Eukaryota; Fungi; Ascomycota; Eurotiomycetes; Eurotiales; Aspergillaceae
Exons: 1
Coding region: 1-381 (126 amino acids)
Source: RefSeq, a predicted model, not a curated record
AUGCUUUACUAUGGAACUCUCUCUCAAGUAGCUAACAUUCAAUCUAGACGAAUUCCCGGUCGUGCUACACCUGAGGGCGGCGGUCUUUCUGACGACCCUACGGAUCCGAGCGGCCUGUGGAGAAUGCCGAAUGUACCUGAGCUCACACGCUGGAUUGUUAACUACUGUGACGGAAUCGGUGCACGUGAGUAUCGGACUGGCCAGGGUAUGAUGGUUUUUAACCUUGUUGGCACUGAGCAAAAUUCCCUAGUCUCUCCUGAAUCUGAUAUAGUAUCCGCGAUUCUUGCGCUCUAUCACCGUUCCGAAGGUACUACUGAUACCGUGAGUCAUAUCUUUGUCCACCAUAUAGUGGCCUCAGAGGCGCAACGUCUUCAGAUUUAA